This is a messenger RNA of Ceratitis capitata (Mediterranean fruit fly), 582 nucleotides long. RefSeq names its product chymotrypsin inhibitor SCI-II. The record is from RefSeq and is a predicted model, not a curated record. The transcript has 2 exons. Gene Ontology annotation, molecular function: serine-type endopeptidase inhibitor activity. The coding region runs from base 189 to 446 and encodes 85 amino acids. Lineage: Eukaryota; Metazoa; Arthropoda; Insecta; Diptera; Tephritidae.
ACAGCGACUGAGUCAGUAGCGUUAGACAGCUGACAGCUAAUAGCCGACAACAGAAGCGCCAAGUUGAGUUUUGUUUCAAGUGUUUGAAUUGUUUUUUUCUUUUAUUAAUUACAAAAGAAAUUACUUAGUAGCAAUAAUUAAACAUUUUUUCGCUUUGUUAGUGUAAAUUGAAUACAAGUAUUUUCAAAAUGCAUUUUGUGCGCUUAAUCGGUUUUUUUGCUUUGAUUUUGUCACUCGCUCUGCUACAACAAGUGACUGCCAUCAAUAGAAGAGUAAAACUAUGCUUGCAACCACCGCAGAGCGGCCGCUGUUUUGGCUAUGUAUCGAGCUUUGCAUACAAUCCUAUCGCGCGCAAAUGUGAGGAGUUCAUCUACGGUGGGUGUGGCGGUAAUGACAACCGUUUCGAUACGAAAAUGGAAUGUGAAUUAACAUGUCGCGAUGUUUGAUGUCGGAGUUUGGUGCUGUAAGUGGCUGUAGGUAAUUGGAUAUCGUGAAUGGUAUUAGAUUUUUUGUUGGAAGACGAAAGUGUAAUAAGAGACUGUGAAAUUUUGUUAAAAGUCUGAAAUAAAAUGCAACUCUAAA